Molecule: messenger RNA, 227 nt
Organism: Cylicostephanus goldi
Lineage: Eukaryota; Metazoa; Nematoda; Chromadorea; Rhabditida; Strongylidae
Source: the annotation of a GenBank genome assembly
AUGAUAGAAAGCGUGACCCGCAGUCACUCACUUAGCGAUCUCAGCGGAUAUUAUCGUUGGGGCGAUAGAUACAAGCCACAAUGGCAUACUGUAUAUCAGUACACACCUUACAGAUGGCGUCGUGAUUGGGAAUUGUACGACGACUAUUGGUACGAUCGCUAUUAUUACUUCUCACCGCUUUACAAUACCUACACUUCACCCUAUAAGCGGUAUUACUACAGGUAAAA